Molecule: messenger RNA, 1146 nt
Organism: Aureococcus anophagefferens
Lineage: Eukaryota; Pelagophyceae; Pelagomonadales; Pelagomonadaceae
Exons: 1
Coding region: 1-1146 (381 amino acids)
Source: RefSeq, a predicted model, not a curated record
AUGGCGACCUGGCUGCUCGAGCCCGAGUUCGAGCGCUACGAGGAGACGAAGGAGCGGAAACUCGUCUUCGCGGCGCACGACCCCUCGGCGCGGAACCACGUGCUCGCGCUCUGCGACGCCUGCGACGGCUUGGGCCCCUGCAGCUACGUGGACCUGAGUUUUUGCGACUUCCAGGACCCGGACUGGCACUCGCGCCUCCUCGACGGCUUCGGGCCCUUCGACGGCUUGGUCGUGGGCUGCUCGAGCAACGGCAGGGAGUUCGAGCUCAUCGCGACGGCGAAGCUCGAGCAUCGGAACGCGAAAACGGUCAUGCUCGCGGAGCUGGGCCUCGGCCGGCCGGGCGUGCCGCGCCUCGCGGGGCUCGCCGAAGCGUCGGCGCCGGAUUUAAUCCUCGUGACCAACGAGCGCGCCGAGGCGAGCGUCGCGGCGCGGCUCGACGCGGUCGGGGCGAAGAAAACACGGGUCGUCCUCGGCGGCUCGGGCCACCUGGAAAAGCUCCGAAGCUCGAGGACGGGGGAGCUCGACCGCGACGCCGUGCGCGCGGCGUACAACUGCGCGCGCGACGCGGCGCUCGUCGCCUACUUUGCGUGCUGCGACGACGCCGCGUUCGAAGUCACCGCGGACGACGUCGCGGCGAUGGUCGACAAGGCGCUCGACGUCGUCGCCGGCGCGGAGAAGGUCCUCCUCGUGGUGCGCCCCCACCCGCGGGCCUCGGCGGCGGCGCACGGCGCGUGCCGACGGUUGUUGAGUGGCUUCGAGCACGUCAACUACGACGAGCACUCGGCCGUCGAUUUGGACAGCCUCCUGCGCGCCGCGGACGCGGCGCUGUCCUACGGCUCGACGACGGGCCUCGAGGCCGCGGCGCUGGGCGUGCCGACGGCGUUCGUGGUCGGGGGCUGGGCGGGCCAGCGCGCGUACCUCGACGACCAGUACGCGCACUGCGACGGCGCGUACCCGCGUCUGUCGACGGCCGCGGACGGCGCGGCCUUCCUCGCGCAGGCGCGCCGGGCCGGCGGCCGCCGGGCGCCGGCGGCCGACGCGGACCACACGACGGGGGCCCUGGAGCGGUGCCGGGCGGCGCUGGCGACGGUGCUGGCGGCGAAGCCGGGGCCCUACGACGGGCUGAACUUUAAGGUGGUGGUGUAA